GUCUGUAAAAUUGCACGUGUUACAUAUACCGUUCGACAGACGACGAAACGAGACAACAAGGUGCAUCGGAAAACAUAUGCUUACGAGGCUCACAAACAGCUGCAGGCAUUUAAUAUCCACGCGUGAAAUGUCAAGACAACGGUCCACGAAAAACGAGAAGACGCGAAAGGCGACCGCUACUGACAACCAAUCCACAGGCAAUCCGGUGCUUUACGAUAAAGAUGGAAAUGUAACGAUUAAAAUUCAAGCUAAACCGGGCGCAAAGUGUAACAAUAUAACCGAUAUUACCAACGAAGGGGUAGGCGUUGCGAUAUCUGCACCACCAACGGAAGGAGAAGCGAACGCCGAACUGGUCAAAUAUUUAGCUUCGAUUUUUGGACUGAGAAAAUCUCACGUGUCCUUGGACCGGGGAUCCCGAAGCCGGCAGAAGGUUGUUACAGUAACGGGAAUUACGACGGAUCAAGUACUGGAGAAGUUGAAGAUAGAAAUGCAAAACUGAAUGUGUGAAUUUUCCUUUUUUCAUAAUAUAAAAGAUAAAGUUUCUCCCUCUGUCUCUAUUAGUCUUCUUCCUGUACAAGUUAUCCCCCCCCCCCAAGUUAUCCACAUAAUUUUCUCCUGCGUCGGUACAUCUUAUCCAUUCUCCUUAUUGUUACAUCAUUUAUUUUACGCAUAUUUUUAACGUAGAUGUGUCAUCGUGAGCGUUAUUUUACACAACAUUAUCAUACAAUUUGUACA
Harpegnathos saltator (Jerdon's jumping ant) is the source of this 735-nucleotide messenger RNA. Its product is annotated as UPF0235 protein C15orf40 homolog. Gene Ontology annotation, cellular component: cytoplasm. The transcript has 4 exons. Lineage: Eukaryota; Metazoa; Arthropoda; Insecta; Hymenoptera; Formicidae. The record is from RefSeq and is a predicted model, not a curated record. Bases 77 to 499 code for a protein of 140 amino acids.